GAGAGAAACUAAACUGGAAGCUUGAGUUUUGUGUUGCCUCUUGAAACCUUAUGAAUGGAUUACUAGCAGCUGGGAGCCAGGAGAGACCUAUAGGGGAUUCAAGAUCACUUACACACUAAAAGGGGGAGAAAAGCAGGCGGAAUCCUUUCUUGCUGUGUAUUCCCUCCUUCCUGAAAUGAAUGGAACUCACGAGGCUCCCAGGAGGUAAAUUCAAGGGUUCUCAGGCUCAUCUGGUCAAAAGAACAGCAGACAGGCAAGCCAGAGGAGAACUUUACAGAGACUUCCAACACACCAACAAGUUGGAAGGGGAUUCAGAAAACCUUCAACAAUCAACAAUCCCAAGCAUCCAGCUGAGGGAAAUAUUCUAACCUGCACGGGCACUUGGGGAGCUGGCUGGAGAGCUGACUGAGGACUCCAGGAGAGUGAAAGUUAAGUACAAGCUUGGAUGUUUGUGCCCCUAGAUUUUUUUGUGGUUGCAUUUUUAGAUAGUAAGUGUCCAAUUUGUAUGUCUCUGUAGAAAAGUUUUUCUAGCAAUUUGUUUUCAACUGAGCAUAUUUUUGGUUUAAGUGUGACAGAAAGAGAAGGAAUCUCCCAGGGAAGGAAGGAAAGAGAGAGAAAAGAGAAUUGGAGAGUAAGAUUUUUUUUUUUACUGACUUCAGGUAGCAAAGCAUCAUGUGCUUGCGAGAGUGUAUUUGAGAGAAUUUGGUGUGUAUCAUAAGCUUCCUUCAGUGAGGGGAGGGGUUACUGAAGAAGGAAGACAGAAGAAGAAACCUGAGGAAAUUCAAAGGAACUAAGAGCAAUUAACUCCAUUCUUCAAGGACUUAAACACCAAAAGGGAGCCAGUGAGGGCCGAGCAGGCACACAGUGGGCAGAGAAGGCACAAGGUGCUGGCAGAGCUUCCUGCACAGGUAUCCACAAGAGGCACUCUUUGGGGGCUCCUUGAAAAAGUUCAGUUUGUGAAGCAAGCAGUUUCCCUGGUGACUGCAAAUCCAUUAUAGCUGUCUCUCCCUCUUCUUAUCAUUCUGGUGUGGUACCCAGAACUUGAUUUCAGGCUCAGUGAGAAGACUUGAGGGAAGUAUGAUGUAUCUCAAGAUGGUGAGAAUAAGCCUGGUGAUCCUGGCUGGGUGGGUGUUCAGCACUGGCAGCUCUGAGCUGAGUUGGACAGCCAAGAAACCCUUGGCUCCGAGGGCUCGCCCGAAUCAGGUGCGGUUGGAAGGAGAACGUUGUUGGUUGGGGACCAAAUUUCAAAGACCCAGAGUUGCUCCCCAGCAUCACCCCUUUGGGGUCUAUCCCAGCAGACGUGGAAAUCACCUGAAGCCCUACCCAGCCAGAGAGCAGAAAACCCACCACGCAGAAAGCAGUAAACCAGACACCCAGGGACAGGCUGCCAGCCUUGCUCCCCAAGACCUGCCUGGAGUGAGGAGCGAGGCUGAGCAGCCUGCUGCCCUGUGGGUACAGGGAGGUCCUACUGGACACUCUGAGCUGCUGACAGAUGAUGGCACUUAUCUUGGCAAUGGAGGAUUCCAGGCGUCUCUAGGUGAAGUUGAGACAGGGGGAAGCUCAGCCACGGCUGCCUCGCUUACUGCCACCUUUGCACACCUGGAGGAGACCAGAGCAGAGACACAAAUGCAGGAACAGGCCAUGUCCCCACAGCCUCACCAAGUGACCAAGAGGCAGGUAAAGGAGGAACCAGAAGAACCCCAGAUCUCUCCUCCACAUUUCCAGCUUUGGCCUAAGCACCUCUUUAGGUAUGGGGUUCGAAACCAUCCCCUGAAAGAUAGCAUCAUCCAAGAUGGUGGCUGGAGCCUUGGCAGGGAAGCAGAGACCUCUAACCCCCAAGGAGGACUGCCUGCCUUGUACUUCUCGGGGAGGCGGGAGCGGCUGCUACUGCAACCAGAAGUACUGGCUGAGAUUCCCAGGGAGGCGUUCACAGUGGAAGUCUGGGUGAGGCCAGAAGGAGGCCAGAACAACCCCGCCGUCAUAGCAGGUGUCUUUGAUAACUGCUCCCACACCAUCAGUGACAAGGGCUGGGCGCUGGGGAUCAGCACAGGCAAAGAUAGGGGAAAGGGAGAUGCUCGCUUCUUCUUCUCCCUCCGAACCGACCGUGUGAAGAAAGCUACGCUUGUGACUGGGCACAGUCACUACCAGCCAGGCAUGUGGACACAUGUGGCAGCCACUUAUGACGGACAGCUCAUGGUCCUGUAUGUGGACGGUACCCAGGUGGCUACCAGUACAGACCAGUCUGGUCCUCUGAACAGCCUCUUCAUGGCAUCUUGUCGCUCUUUGCUCCUGGGUGGUGAUGGCACUGAGAAUGGGCAUUAUUUCCGUGGACAUCUGGGCACAUUGGUCAUUUGGUCAACCGCCCUCUCACAAAGCCAACUGCAUCCUUCAAGCCAAGCAGAGGACUUCACCACCCUCAUGCUGACAGCCAAUUUUGCUCUUCUGAAGGAACAAUGGAUCCCCUUCAAAGAUGAGAAAUAUCCUCAGCUUGAGGUUCUCAAGGCAUCAGAGCCCCAGCCCGAGAUUCUGUCACCUUUGCACCCCCCACCUUGUGGGCAAACAGCUUGUGACAAUGUGGAGCUGAUCUCCCAGUACAAUGAGCACUGGCCUCUUCGGGGAGAGAAAAUGAUCCGUUACCGGGUGGUAAACAUCUGUGAUGAUGAGGGUUUGCACCCCACGGUAACUGAGGAACAGAUCUGCAGGCAGCAUGAAGCGCUCAAGGAGGCCUUCAGUCGCUACAACAUCAGUUGGCAGCUGAGCGUUCACAAGGUCCACAACUCCACCCUGCGUCACCGGGUGGUCCUUGUGAACUGUGAGCCCAGUAAGAUUGGCAAUGACCACUGUGACCCCGAAUGUGAGCACCCUCUUACAGGCUAUGAUGGGGGGGACUGCCGCCUGCAGGGCCGCUGCUACUCCUGGAACCGAGGGGAUGAUGUGUGUCAACCUGAGUGCAACAACAUCCUGAAUGACUUUGAUGAAGGAGACUGCUGUGAGCCCAAUGUGACUGAUGUGCACAAGAACUGCUUUGACCCUGAAUCGUCCAGGAGGGUAUACAUGAGCAUGAAGGAGCUAAAGGAGACCCUGCAGCUCAACAGUACUCAUUUCCUCAACAUCUACUUCGCCAGCUCUGUGCGGGAAGACCUGGCAGGUGCAGCCACCUGGCCUUGGGACAAGGAAGCUGUCAGUCACCUUGGUGGUGUUGUCCUCAAUCCCACAUAUUAUGGCAUGCCUGGCCAUACCAACAUCAUGAUCCAUGAAAUAGGACAUGUCCUGGGACUCUACCAUGUCUUCAAAGGGGUUAGUGAAAGAGAAUCCUGUGAUGACCCCUGCAUGGAGACAGUACCAUCCAUGGAAACGGGGGAUCUCUGUGCCGACACCGCCCCCACUCCCAAGAGUAAGCUGUGCCGGGACCCAGACCCUGCCAACGACACCUGUGGCCUUGCUCACUUUCCAGGAACCCCAUUCAACAACUACAUGAGCUACACAGAUGAUGACUGUACUGACAGCUUCACCCCAAACCAAGUGGCCCGCAUGCACUGCUAUUUGGACCUUGUAUACCAGCAAUGGAGUCAAAGCAGAAAGCCCACCCCCAUUCCCAUCCCACCCAUGGUCAUUGGGCAGACCCAGAAGUCCCUCACAAUUCAUUGGCUGCCUCCUAUUAGUGGAAUUAUAUAUGACAGGACCCCAGGCAGCAUGUGUGGUGCCUGCACUGAAGAUGGGACAUUCCGUCAGUAUGUCUACAAAGCUUCCUCCCAGCGAGUGUGUGACGCUUCAGGUUACUGGACCCCAGAGGAGGCUGUUGGGCCUCCUGAUGUGGAUCAGCCUUGUGAGCCGAGCUUACAGGCCUGGAGUCCUGAGCUUCACCUGCACAACACGAACAUGACUGUGCCCUGCCCCACAGAUGGCUGUAGUCUGGAGCUGCUCUUCCAAUACCCCGUGCAAGCUGACACUCUUACCCUGUGGGUCACCUACCUCUCUGUGAAGUCCUCCAUGGCACUCUUAGACACAGAGAUCUUGUUGGAAAAUCAGGAGUCUGUGCACCUGGGCCCUUUACACACUUUCUGUGACACACCACUCACCGUCAAAUUACCCAUGGAAGGGAAAGUCUUGGGGGUGAAGGUCUACACAUUAGAUGAGAGGAUGGAGAUUGACGCAGCACUCCUGACUUCGCAGCCCCAUAGUCCCUUCUGCUCUGCCUGCAAGCCUGUGAGCUACCAGGUCCUCCGAGAACCCCCCUUUGCCAGUGGCUUACCGGUGGUGAUGACACAUCCUCACAGGACAUUCACAGACAUGGAGGUCACACCUGGGCAGAUGUAUGAAUACCAAGUCCAAGCUGAGGCUGGAGGAGAAGUGGGAGAAGCUUCACCUCCCCUGAACCACGUCCACGGAGCUCCUUACUGUGGUGAUGGGAAGGUCACAGGAAGCCUGGGAGAAGAGUGUGAUGGCGGAGAUCUGUUGAAUGGAGAUGGAUGUUCAAGGGCAUGUAAACUAGAGGAAGGCUUCAACUGUGUAGGGGAGCCAAGUCUUUGCUACAGGUAUGAAGGAGAUGGAAUCUGUGAGCCCUUUGAGAAGGAAACCAGCAUUGUAGACUGUGGCUUCCACACUCCUGAAGGGUAUUUGGAUCAGUGGGCAACCCAGGCUUACUCAUCUCAUGAAGACAAAAAGUGUCCUGUUGCCUUGGUAACCGGAGAACCUUAUUCCAUGAUUUGCACAUCAUACCAUCCAGAUUUACCCAAACAUCAGCCCCUAACUGGCUGGUUCCCUCAUGUCAGCAGAGGGAAAAGACCCCAGGAUGAAGACAGUGAGCAGCUGGAGGAUAGCCUGGAGAAGAAUGAUGAGAUAUGGCUUGAAGUGUGUUUCAAUAGGCCAGGACUUGCCACAGCAGUUUUCAUUUUCAUGGCAUCUGAUGGUCUGGCAUCUGGGGAACAUCAGCGGCCAACAGUGACCCUUUACCUGGGUGACGUCAAUGGAGGAAACCACUCUCUUGGAACCCAUGAACUGUCAUGCCAGCAUAAUCCACUGGUUAUUAAUGUGACCCAUCAUGCAAAUACCCUCUUCCACCAAACCACAUCUGUGCUGCUAAAUCUCUCAUCCCCAUUGGUGGGCAUCUCAGCGGUGGCUCUAAGGACAUUAGGGGGUGUCAGUCCUACAGCUCCCAGCAACUGCAUUUCAGAGCAAGAUCAUCAGGGACAGAGCUGUGUCCAUCGGCCUUGUGGGUACCAGCGCAGCUGUGCACCACCACUGUUUGAGAAUAUGGAAAAGGUGAACUGCACCUCUAAAAGCCCUGGUCACCUGGAAUGUGCCAUCACCUGUCAAAAGGGGUUUGUCCUACAGACCAACAGGGGGCAGUACCUCAAGCCUAUGCAGGAGAUUGUGCUCACAUGUUUCUCUGGGCACUGGGAUCGGAAUGUGAGCUGCGUUCUUCUUGACUGUGGUAUUCCAGACUCAUCCUUGGUGAACUUUGCAAACUUCUCCUGCCCUGAGGGCACCGAGUAUCUGAAACGCUGCUCCAUCUCCUGUAUCCCACCAGCCAAGCUCCAAGGACCAAAUCCAUGGCUAACCUGUCUUGAAGAUGGGCUCUGGUCUCUCCCUGAAGUCUACUGCAAAUUGGAAUGUGAUGCUCCCCCAGUGAUACCAAAUGCUGACUUACUCCUGCCUCACUGUCUCAAGAACAACCAGGACGUGGGUACCAUCUGCAAAUAUGAAUGCAAACCUGGCUACUACGUGUUGGAAAGUGCAGAAAGUCAAGCCAAGAAUAAGUUUCUGAAUAUACAAUGUCUGGAAAGUGGACUCUGGAAGCAAGGCAGUUGCAUCCCUGUGGUGUGCGAGCCUCCAUCACCCGUUUUUGAGGGCAUGUAUGAGUGUACCAAUGGGUUCAAUCUGGACAGCCAGUGUGUACUCAACUGUACCCAGGAAAGUGAACGGAUUCCUAUCAUCUGCAAUAAGGAUGGAAAGUGGGCUCAAGAGUUCAAGUUGUGUGAAAAUCUGCAAGGGGAAUGCCCCCCUCCACCCUCAGAGCUGAAUUUUGUGGAGUACAAGUGUGAAGAUGGAUAUGGGAUUGGUGCAGUGUGUUUUCCUUCCUGUGUAAUGCCCGCUAGAGAUCCUGUGACACUGCCUAGCAACAUCACUAUUGACACUUUGCAGCACUGGAUGGAACCGGUCACAGUUGAGAGCAUCGUGUGUACUGGCCAACGCCAAUGGUACCCAGACCCCUCCCUGGUCUACUGCAUCCAGUCAUGUGAGCCUUUCCAAGCAGAUGGAUGGUGUGACACUAUCAACAACCGGGCCUACUGCCACUAUGACGGGGGUGACUGCUGCUCUUCCACACUCUCCUCCAAGAAGGUCAUUCCAUUUGCUGCUAACUGUGAUCAGGAUGAAUGCACCUGCCGAGACCCCAAGGCAGAAGAAAAUCAGUAAUUGGGAGCAACCUCCUCCCUCCUCUACCCUGGAGGCCACCAGAGAGAGGAAACAAAGGGCAAAUGAAGAAAAGAGGCCAUGUAGUGGAGGAAGAUUAUAGGAUGGCUUGUUUAGAAAUAGAGGAGGAUGUGUAUAGGUGCCAACUAAUACAUUGAAUAGCCUGAAUAGUGAAGAAUUAUAAGCUAAACUUUCUUUAAGUGUCAAUGGGUUAAAAAUGGAAGGAGAAAUAUAAUAAACAACACCCUCCUCCCCUGACUAUAUUCUACUCAACCCUAUCCUCAACUUUUUCCCUACUCCCCAAUUGUACCCUGUCAAUUGCUCAGCCCCACCCAAUGUGUACACUCAUGUCAAAACAUCAGGAGAGAAGUUGAAAGGGACACUGUUAAUACUGGCUUCAAAUCAAUUAACAUCUUUUAGGGUCUGUCUACUCUAAACUGGCCCUUUCUCUUUCUUUUGUGUAGUCUCUUAAAUAAUGGUAGUUAUUAAUUCUUUAUGAGUAUUUAAACAUAAUUCUAUAAAUAUUCUAUUUUUUGCUCUUUACUAAGCUAAAAAGAUUAUCCAUUGUUCCACACAUGCUGCUGAGAAGUCCACGUCCAAAAUUAAUGCUGAGGCUUUGAGGACACAAACACCAAGUUUUCCUGCCAUCUUUUUAUAGAGAGAGACUGGCAGGCUGAAUGGGAAGUGGGAAGAGAGGAGAAUAAAUGGAAUUCAGGAUGCUAGCAUGUCAGCUGAUCAUCUUUUCAUAAGCAGAAAGCUAAACCCAUUUAAAAUGAUAUGCAGGCUGGAAAAAUAAUUCAGAGAGACAUGGAAAAUGGGGCAUGAGAACUCAUUAGUGAUGGGUCCAGGAGAUCUAGACAAUGAUUUAGAAGUAUCUAUUAUAAAAUCUCCAUAUGAAAUUUUCUCUAUUUCUCAGUAUGCUAAGCUGGAGUUGGUGAGGCAAUAUUUUCUCUACUUCUCUUUGGACCUCUUCAAAGUGUGGGUGUCAGUCAGGUAGUCGGCCAGUCAAAAAGUUUUUAUUAGGACUCAGUCUCUAAAUAC
Molecule: messenger RNA, 7455 nt
Organism: Perognathus longimembris pacificus (Pacific pocket mouse)
Lineage: Eukaryota; Metazoa; Chordata; Mammalia; Rodentia; Heteromyidae
Gene: Pappa2
Product: pappalysin 2
Exons: 23
Coding region: 1078-6417 (1779 amino acids)
Molecular function (GO): protein binding; metallopeptidase activity
Source: RefSeq, a predicted model, not a curated record